Molecule: messenger RNA, 2760 nt
Organism: Branchiostoma belcheri (Belcher's lancelet)
Lineage: Eukaryota; Metazoa; Chordata; Leptocardii; Amphioxiformes; Branchiostomatidae
Product: gastrula zinc finger protein XlCGF57.1-like
Exons: 3
Coding region: 82-1890 (602 amino acids)
Biological process (GO): regulation of transcription by RNA polymerase II
Cellular component (GO): nucleus
Molecular function (GO): RNA polymerase II transcription regulatory region sequence-specific DNA binding; DNA-binding transcription factor activity, RNA polymerase II-specific
Source: RefSeq, a predicted model, not a curated record
CGACGGAAAGACCACACAAAGCUGCCCGAGUAGUCCCGAUUUACGUGGAGAGAAAACACCGCCACUGGAGGCAGAACAGAAAUGGAAGAUUCCAGCUGUGAACUCUCUACUGGAAAACUGUCUGUUGAACAACCUGGAUAUGAGAUGGACUUUACUGAACACCCUGGGAAGGAGAGUGACAGCAGGGAGACCCAGACAACAGACAUGGGCCCGCAGCAGGAAACGUGUGAUGUGAACUUUCCCCGACCUGUCAACACGUCAACCUCACAGGUACAGGUGAGCAAUGGCAAUAAGGGAAGACAUGUGCAUAAACACACCGGUGAGAAACCAUACAUGUGUGGGAAGUGUGGGUACAGGACAGCUGAAAAGGAUCACUUAUCCCAACAUAUGAGAACCCAUCCAGCUGAAAGGCCCUACAAAUGUGACCAGUGUGACUAUUCUGCAACAAAGAAAUCCCACUUGGACAGUCAUCUAGUAAAGCACACUGGUGAGAAACCCUACACGUGUGAGGAGUGUGGGUACAGGGCAGCUAAAAAAUUUGACUUAACCCAACAUAUGAGGAUCCAUACAGGUGAAAGGCCCUACAAAUGUGACCAGUGUGACUAUUCUGCCAGAAGGAAAUCCCACUUGGACAAUCAUCUGGUAAAGCACACCGGUGAGAAACCCUACAUGUGUGGGGAAUGUGGGUACAGGGCAGCUCAAAAGUAUCACAUAUCCCGGCACAUGAGAACACAUACAGGAGAAAGGCCCUACAAAUGUGACCAGUGUGACUAUUCUGCAACAAAGAAAUCCCACUUGGACAUUCAUCUACUAAAACACACUGGAGAAAAACCCUACAAGUGUGACCAGUGUGACUUUUCUUCAGCACAGAAAUACAACUUGGAUUGUCAUCUAGUAAAGCACACUGGUGAGAAACCCUACAUGUGUGAGGAGUGUGGGUACAAAACAGCUAAAAAGUUUGACUUAACCCGACAUAUAAGGACCCAUACAGGUGAAAGGCCCUACAAAUGUGACCAGUGCGACUAUUCUGCAAUAAAGAAAUCCAACUUGGACAACCAUCUAGCAAAACACACUGGUGAAAAACCCUACACGUGUGAGGAGUGUGGAUACAGGACAGCUCAAAGGUCUGACUUAUCUGUACAUAUGAGAACUCACACAGUAGAGAGGACAUACAAGUGUGACCAGUGUGACUAUACUGCCUCGGUGAAAUCUAAUUUAGACCUACAUGUAGCCAAGCACACUGGUGAGAAACCCUACAUAUGUGAAGAGUGUGGAUACAGGGCAGCUCAAAAGUUCCACCUAUUACAACAUAUGAGAACACAUACAGGAGAAAAACCUUACAAGUGUGACCAGUGUGAUUAUUCUGCAGCACAGAAAUCCACAUUGGACAAACAUCUAGCAAAACACACUUGUGAGAAACCCUACAUGUGUGGGGAGUGUGGAUACAGGGCGACUCAAAAGUCUCACUUAUCCGUACAUAUGAGAACUCAUUCUGGAGAAAAACCUUACAAGUGUGACCAGUGUGACUAUUCUGCAGCACAGAAAUGCCAAUUGGACAACCAUAUAGCAAAACACACCGGUGAGAAACCUUACAUGUGUGGGGAGUGUGGGUAUAGAACAAAGCGAAAGACUCACCUAUCCCAACAUUUGAGAACCCAUACAGGAGAAAAACCCUACAAGUGUGACCAGUGUGACUAUUCUGCUACACACAAAUCAUCUUUGGACCAACAUCUAGCAAAUCACGCUGGUGAGAAACGCUACAUGUGUGAGAAAUGUGGCUACAGGACAGUUCGUAGUUCUGACUUAUCCCAACACAUGAAAACCCACACUGGAGAAAAACCUUAUAACUGUCGUUUCUGUAGCUACUCCGCAGCAAAAAAUCUCACCUGAUUGCACAUGCGAUACGACAUCAAAAAGAUAUUAAAUCUACAAGUGUGGCAAGUAUACAACCUACACAUUUGUCCUCUUGUAACGAGGAAGGCAAAAUGGAAGAAGAACCUCUCCAGGAGUGACCAUGUUAACUGUAUACUGUACUUGGGCCUAAUAACUACUCUGCAUGGUAGGUGGACGUGCCCAGGCAGGUCUGCAAAAAUUAUUUUUAUAGCAAAUGUGCCAUAGAAAACCCUGUGUAAACUCGCACCCCAUUAGAUAGGACCUAAAUAUCUAGGCAUAGAUGUACUGUUUUUAUGUUGAAUUUGACUGUAUAUUUAAAUAUUGUACUUUAAAUAGAAUAGAGGAGGAAUGCCAUAUUAUAAUAGAAAAUGAACUAAAUGUAUAGGUUUAACGUUUGUAUAAAACCGAUAUCCAUUCAUGUACUUAAGUUCUGUGGGAAAAUUAUACUCCUAAUAAUAAUAUGCAACUAGACAAACCUUCCAUCGAAAAACAUAUCUGUUCGUUUAUUUCUACAAUAGCUCAAAAGCGAGGAGAAUAUGAAUUUAUGUACCGAUAGUUAAUUUCACUUAGUAUGUGUUCAUCAUGUUUAUUGUGACCUGUAAUUAGCCCCGCGUGGCAAAAUGUGACCUCUAGUGCAACGUAGGCAGAUUUGCAGUGCAACGUAUGCAGAUCUACGUGUUGAUAAUUAAAAAAAUUUAAAAGAAUUUGUAAAUAUUGUAGUGCAAAGGCUGAGGAAGACGAAAUACAUUUUAUUUCAAAGUGUUCAUUCCAUAACAACGCUCGAAAUGAGUUGACUGUCCAGACUUCUACAAUACAUCCCAAUUUCUCUAAACUUACAGACAAAGAAAAAACUAUUCUUCUUUUAAC